AUGAACGGGCCGGUGGAUGGCAUGUAUGACUCCUCUCUCAAUGAAGAAGGGGCCUUCAUGUUCACCUCGGAAUCCGUAGGAGAGGGACACCCUGAUAAGAUCUGUGACCAGAUCAGUGACGCGGUGCUGGAUGCCCACCUCCGGCAGGACCCCAAUGCCAAGGUGGCCUGCGAGACGGUGUGCAAGACAGGCAUGGUGCUGCUGUGCGGGGAGAUCACCUCCGUGGCCAUGGUGGACUACCAGCGGGUGGUGCGAGACACCAUCAAGCACAUUGGCUACGACGACUCUGCCAAGGGCUUUGACUUCAAGACCUGCAAUGUGCUCGUGGCGCUGGAGCAGCAGUCCCCUGACAUUGCCCAGUGCGUCCACCUGGACAGGAACGAAGAGGACGUCGGUGCAGGAGAUCAGGGCUUGAUGUUUGGCUACGCCACCGACGAGACGGAGGAGUGCAUGCCCCUCACCAUCAUUCUUGCUCACAAGCUCAACGCCCGGAUGGCAGAGCUGAGGCGCUCGGGGGUGCUCCCCUGGCUCAGGCCCGACUCCAAGACUCAGGUGACCGUGCAGUAUGUGCAGAACAAUGGCGCUGUCAUCCCUGUGCGUGUCCACACCAUCGUCAUCUCAGUGCAGCACAACGAGGACAUCACGCUGGAGGACAUGCGCAAGGCCCUGCAGGAGCAGGUGAUCCGGGCCGUGGUGCCCGCCAAGUACCUGGACGAAGACACCAUCUACCACCUGCAGCCCAGCGGGCGCUUUGUCAUCGGCGGUCCCCAGGGGGACGCGGGCGUCACCGGCCGGAAGAUCAUUGUGGACACGUAUGGCGGCUGGGGGGCGCACGGUGGCGGGGCCUUCUCCGGGAAGGACUACACCAAGGUGGACCGCUCGGCGGCUUACGCUGCCCGCUGGGUGGCCAAGUCCCUGGUGAAGGCAGGGCUGUGCCGGAGAGUGCUCGUGCAGGUUUCCUAUGCUAUCGGUGUGGCCGCGCCGCUGUCCAUUUCCAUCUUUACCUACGGAACCUCGCAGAAGACGGAGAAAGAGCUGCUGGACAUUGUGAAUAAGAACUUCGACCUCCGGCCUGGCGUCAUCGUCCGGGACCUGGAUUUGAAGAAGGCCAUCUACCAGAAGACCGCGUGCUACGGCCACUUUGGAAGAAGCGAGUUCCCCUGGGAGGUUCCCAAGAAGCUGGUGUUUUAG
This is a messenger RNA of Pipistrellus nathusii (Nathusius's pipistrelle), 1191 nucleotides long. Lineage: Eukaryota; Metazoa; Chordata; Mammalia; Chiroptera; Vespertilionidae. The record is from the annotation of a GenBank genome assembly.